GGUUAUUCAACUCUCGGUGCGCACGCUGUAGAAUCCAACUCAUGGAAUGCAAUAUAUACUGUGCAGUCUACUGUAUUGGCCCAGGACGCACCGAGCGGCUCCAGCCUCCGAAGCGACAGACUCGAGCAGCACCUCCCGCAUCAUGGCUCGCUUCGCGGCGGCGUUGGCCCUCGUGAUGCUGGGGGCGGCGGCGGCCGAGAGCGCGUGCCCGGACGGCGUGUGCCCGGCGGAGGGCGAGGAGGCCUCCGCGCUGCUGCAGAGCGCAGCCGCGGCCAGGGUGAGCGAGCACAGGGCCAACACGACGCAGGCGCUGGGGUGCACGACCACGCCCGCGGCCACCUGCGGGAACCCGGACAUCCUCUGCUUCCUGGACACGGAGGGCUGCUCGCCCUCCGGCGCCGGGGUCUGCUGCAAGGCCGCGGGGGGGCCCCCCGCCCCGCCGCAGUGCCGCUUCUGCGGCGUCGGCGGGGGGUGCCCCGAGUGCCCCACGACGACGACCACGACCACGACCACGACCACGACCACGACCACGACCACGACCACGACCACGACCACGACCACGACCACGACCACGACCACGACGAUGGGGCUCGGGUGCACGACCACGCCGGCGGCCACCUGCGGGAACCCGGACAUCCUCUGCUUCUUGGACACGGAGGGCUGCUCGCCCUCCGGCGCCGGGGUCUGCUGCAAGGCCGCGGGGGGGCCCCCGGCCUCGCCGCAGUGCCGCUUCUGCGGCGUCGGCGGGGGGUGCCCCGAGUGCCCCCCCCGCUGAGCAUGCGUCGCCCGCGCGCUCGGCGUCUGUGAAGGGUAGAGAGGCCCGCAAGUGGCCGCUCUCGGAUCAUGAAUACAUGAUAUAACUAAUCCCUUUUCCGCCGAACGUGGGGGCAUGCCAGGCGCUCAGGUGCCCAGUGUGCCCUUCACACGACUCUUCCUCGGAAUAGCCUGAGGAGGAAUUCGAUUCGGCACCAGCGAGCGACUUCCCAACCCUGCCAGUGCGCCCUUGCUUGCGACCUGUCGCUUGAUUGGGGCGCGAGUCAGAGACCCUGCAGCCGGCCGAGUCAGAAAAAAAACUGUGUGCCCGUCGCUCCUGUCGCCAUCACUGCUCGCUGCUCGCUGCUCAGUCGAGCGGUCGCCUUUGGAGAGGCUCAUGUGGCGUUGCCGCGGAGGCCCA
Molecule: messenger RNA, 1174 nt
Organism: Prorocentrum cordatum
Lineage: Eukaryota; Dinophyceae; Prorocentrales; Prorocentraceae
Source: the annotation of a GenBank genome assembly